This is a messenger RNA of Engraulis encrasicolus (European anchovy), 1703 nucleotides long. RefSeq names its product ankyrin repeat domain 1a (cardiac muscle) (gene ankrd1a). Lineage: Eukaryota; Metazoa; Chordata; Actinopteri; Clupeiformes; Engraulidae. The record is from RefSeq and is a predicted model, not a curated record. Gene Ontology annotation, molecular function: protein binding. The transcript is spliced from 10 exons. Bases 114 to 1049 code for a protein of 311 amino acids.
GCAGACAGGCAUCCAUCGCACUGCACAGCACAGCACAGCACAGAGCAGAGAAGAGCAAAGCAGACACAGCAAAGACAUACACACAACACAGAGGCCAAGACAAGGAUACAGACAUGGGACUCCUUAGCGUUGAAGAACUGGUGACAGGGAAGCGCUGUGAUGGCCAAGAUGACGGGGCUUGUGCUGACGUGUACGCGGUGGGGGUGGGCGAGUAUGAGGCAUCCAUUCACCAAGAGAAACAAGACGGUGUGCGCUCUCAGCCACCGCAGGGGAUUACCACAGGGACUGAUGCCACGCUGAACGAGCUCAACCUGAAAAUUGACAUCUCAGGCCAUCUGAAGCUGGAGACAGUGGACGACCUCUACAACAUCCUGCAGCUCAGGAAGAGAAGGAGACAGAGGAAGCCAAUCACACACAAAAAGGAGCCAGAACCUGAAGUAGUGCCAGAAGUAGUGGACGCAGACGCCUUCUUAAAAGCAGCCAUGGAAAACAAGCUACCGGUGAUCGAGAAAUACCUGGAGGACGGAGGAGACCCUAACACAAGUGACCAUUUCAACCGCUCUGCUCUGCACAAGGCCAGCUAUCGUGGCCAUCUGGAUGUAAUGAAGAGGCUGUUGGAGGCUGGGGCAUCUAUUGAGAUGAAAGACAAGUUGGAUGCCACAGCUGUGCACUGGGUUUGCCGAGGCGGUAGCUUGCCCGCCCUUGAACUGCUCCUGAACCAGGGGGGAAAACUCAACUCCAGGGAUAAGCUCCGCAGCACGCCCCUCCAUGUGGCAGUCAGGACAGGACACUACGAGUGUGCAGAGUACCUCAUACACUGCGGAGCCGACAUCAACGCUAAAGACAGAGAUGGUGACACACCGAUGCAUGACGCCGUCAGGAUAAACCGCUUCAAAAUGAUCAAGCUUCUGUUGAUGUAUGGGGCCAGUCUUAAAACUAAAAACAUGGAUGGAAAAUCACCAAUGGAGAGUCUUCUGGCCUGGCAAAGCGGAGCGAAAACCAUUCUGGUGAACGGUGUCAGUGAUGAGGGUGUGAAGUCAUCCAAGUGAUGGGAUAGGCUAUUCGGGACAAAGAGCAGCGUAGCGUUUAGUGUUACCAUCUCUGAGGUUGAGGAAGCGGGACAGGCCCCCUUACUAUAGCUUCCGCUCAACAAGCAGAGAGGAUUAGGCAAAGCAAAUUGGCUGGCCAAUUGUGGGGUAGUCACUUUUGAUAUUUCUAAUUUGCCUUGUGUUACUGAUAACAUUUGUAAAAUGUUGUCAGAUUUUUUGACAAACAGUGAGGGCAGAGGGAAAUGUUGAUGCUUUAAUGUACUGGCAAUCAGUGUGUAACUGCAAGAGCGACAGUUCAGCGACAGCCUGAGUGGGCAUUGCCCAGUUUAGGCCAAGGUUGCAAUAAUGGAAGUAUUUGACACUAUUCUACCCAACAAAGCCCAAAGGUAGUUAACUAAUUGCAAUAUCGUGAUCAAUCUUUUGCAACAAAAAAGAGAGUCACCAUUAUUGUGUCAGCAACAUAUUUGGCUGGUCAGUUUAACAACGUGGAAUACAAAUUGGAUUUGUUUUUCAGUUACAAUGUUGGGCAUAGUUGGGCAUAGUUGCUACACUUGGUCUUCCUAGGGCAGUAUUGAUAAUGAUACAAUUUGCCUGGAUGAGAGAAAAUGUAUGUUGUCUAUGGCUUGAGGAGGUACUGUGGCGGCAGGAUUACUG